Astyanax mexicanus (Mexican tetra) is the source of this 903-nucleotide messenger RNA. RefSeq lists its product as uncharacterized. Bases 15 to 734 code for a protein of 239 amino acids. The record is from RefSeq and is a predicted model, not a curated record. NCBI's taxonomy places the organism in Eukaryota, Metazoa, Chordata, Actinopteri, Characiformes, Acestrorhamphidae. The transcript has 3 exons.
GCGCUAGGAGUAACAUGGCAGAGAAAGUCCGUACCUGUGUUAUUUGUGGAAAUAACACAUCCGUGUUAUAUUCUUUGCCCAGAAAUUCAGAGCUAAGGAACAGAUGGUUAGAAUUUAUCUAUGGAACACCACCAGCGAGGUACAAUACUUACAUAUUGGUGUGUUGUAGUCAUUUUGAACGCAGUGACUUCUCCAACUACGGUGAAUACAGUAGGGGUUUUGCUUCAAUGUUGAUAUUAAAACCUGGAUCUGUACCGUCACGCCGAUCGACCACCAGCUCACAGCCGAGCACAUCACAGACAUUGGUGACACCCAUCAUUCAUACCAGUACCCAAACAGACCCACCCAGCCUUUUAUGUCGGGCUACACAACUUUCUAGGGGUACAUUAGGCCCUCACUUUCGAAGCAAAGGUACCCAAACAGAGUCUUUCAUCACAAGUACGAGUAUUGCCACAAGUACUUUGGAUGCACCGUGGGGGCCUGUACACUCUACACCCAUUAAGUCUGUUGUUCCAAGGGCAGCUAAAAGACCUUGGGUAGAUGAAGAGGAGGAGGAGGAGGAGGAGGAGGAUGAAGAGAGUGACCACUGCACAGUACCAACUGAACCCCAGUCCUCCACCUAUGAUCCAGCUCAGCUAAAGCCGACAUAUUGGCCCUCUGUGUCUGGGAAUUCCCUUCUGAUCCGCAGGACAACACAAGCUGGAACAACAACUCGGACCUUUCUCCCUAAAUAACCCCAGCACCAGCUUACAAAUGACCUGUAGGCCAGAUGUCUGCAUCGCCUAGUAAACAGAGAAAUUUGUAAAUUCUGAACAUUGUUUCGAUGUUAUUAUUUUGUUUUGCCUUAUUUUUCAAUUCUACUCUAUGUAAAUAUAAUAAAAAGGUAUUUAAUUUGACAAUGGA